Rosa rugosa (rugosa rose) is the source of this 1703-nucleotide messenger RNA. RefSeq names its product COP1-interactive protein 1-like. Bases 341 to 1411 code for a protein of 356 amino acids. The record is from RefSeq and is a predicted model, not a curated record. The transcript has 4 exons. Lineage: Eukaryota; Viridiplantae; Streptophyta; Magnoliopsida; Rosales; Rosaceae.
ACUAAAAGAGUAAACGCUCAUUAACUGCCCUAUAUUUUCUUGACAGUCUAUAAAAAGAAGCGAGUAAAUCAUGAAUGAGGGAAACCCUGGUAAUGUCAGACAUGUUAAUCCAACAGGCACGUGUGAGUGUGAGAUAUCCACUCUGUAGCUUCCAGGUGUCUUAUACAAUGGUCCCACAAUAUCAAAUGGAAAAGACCACUCCAAAAUGAUCAUUCUCCAAAAAUUGAAACCAAGACGCACACAAAGUUCAGACCUUGAAACCACCCAUCUUUUGAUUUUCUAAGCGCCCUCAACCUACUUUGUUGUUCCUGAUUUUUAUUGUCCUCUCUGCAGGCUUGCAAUGGUUCCAGCAGGAGAACUUCAAUUUGGCAAUUUUCAUCAAGUUUUACUGAACCUACGUAGCCAGGUUGAGAAGAUACUCAAUGAGGAGCAGAAAGCUCUGUUAGAAUCUCUAGAGCAAAAGGAAGACCUAAGAAAACAGCUUGAGAAAAGUGAAGCUCAAAACAAAGAUCUUGAGAAGAGCGAGGCUCAAAAUAAAGAGCUUCACAAUAUAGUCUUAGACCAGCAUACAGCCUUGUCAAGCUAUGAAGAUCAAAUCAAGACUCUAAAGAAAGAACUUGAUCAGGUUGGCUCUCAUGAGUCAAGGAGUGAAAUUAUGACCAGAGAGCGCGAUGGCUUGAUUAGCAAGUACAACCAAGCAUUGAAGCAGCGAGACUCAGCCUUAGAGAAGUUGAAUACCAUUGGAGCAGAGCUAAAGGAGGCGCAAAAAGACUUGGAAUUGAGCAAGAGUGUCUGGGAUGCUGAGAGGAUAACUUUGGCCGAGAGGCUUACUAAGGCGAAAAAGGCGUGGGAGGCUGAGAGGAUGGCACUGACAAGUACAAUUUUGACGCACCAGGACUCCACUUGGAAAUACAACCAAGCUUUAAAGGAGCGAGACUCGGCCUUGGAGGAGGUCCAAAAAGAUUUGUCCAAGUCCCGGGUUGAGUUGGAAUCAGGAAAGAAGGACCUCAACACAGCCAUGAACGAGCUGAACAUUUUGGGAGCAGAGCUAAAUGAGGUUCGAAAGGACUUGUCCAAGUCCCGGGCUAAGUUGGAAUUAGGCAAGAAGGUGUGGGAGGCUGAGAAGAUGGAACUGACUAAGAAGUUUAACAAGUUUGGAACAGGAAACUCUGAUCUCAGAGAGGACUUGUAUGACUUGGCCAAGAUCCACGAGAAGCACAUUAAAGAAAAUGAGAAUGCAUAUUGUACAGGGUACCUGACUGGGUGGUUCAGGGAGCCUCAUGAAUAUAUUUCCCUGCGGAGCUAUGAGGCCAAGGAAGUUACUCUUCCGGUUCACAAUCCUCUGGAGGCCACAUCUUCACAUUCUCAUUCUCGUGCCACAAUUAGACGUUUCGGAAGUGCUGGUCCAUAGAUCCUGUUAUAAUGUUUUUGGGACGUGUCAUCUGUCAUCUGUAUAUGAUUAGGCUUGAGUGUUCGGGAUUAGAGCUUAACCUAAUUAGGUACUGCAAUUCUGUUAGCUCAAUAGACUGAAUAGAGCGGUUAAGGUUUAUCAAGUUGGGACUUAUUAAUGAAGCUUUUCACGAAGAGAAAGUUGGGUCUGCAGGCUUUCACCUUUUGUGUGACUGAAUUUCUCCCAAAUAUUUGCAUUUAUAAGCAAGCUAAUAUAUAUACAAAGUUGAUGUAUAAUACCUGUGCUUAUUUUA